AUGAGCGGCCCCCCGACGCUGGCCUCCGGGGUGGAGGAAGCUGUAUCCACAGGAAUUCUUGGAUUUGGGACGGACUGGCCCAGGGCCCCCAAUGUCAGCCGCCCACCUGGGAGUUUGGGCGGGGAGGAAGAGGAGGGAAGAGGGGCAGGAGGUGAGGCUGGAAUGAUCGUUAUACAGUCCAUCUAUGCCCUGGUAUGCCUGGUGGGGCUGGUGGGUAAUGCCUUAGUUAUCUUCGUCAUUCUGUGCUAUGCUAAGAUGAAAACAGCCACCAAUAUCUACUUAUUGAAUCUGGCCAUUGCUGAUGAGCUCUUCAUGCUCAGCGUGCCCUUUGUGGCCUCUUCUGCCGCCCUCCGCCACUGGCCCUUUGGCUCUGCCCUCUGCAGGACUGUGUUGAGUGUUGAUGGCCUAAAUAUGUUCACCAGUGUCUUCUGCCUGACAGUACUCAGUGUAGACCGCUAUAUUGCUGUGGUGCACCCCCUGAGAGCUGCCACCUACCGAAGGCCCAGUGUGGCCAAGCUCAUCAAUGGAGGAGUAUGGCUGGCUUCCUUGCUAGUCACUCUGCCCAUUACCAUCUUUGCAGAUACCAAGCCCACUCGAGGUGGCCAGGCUGUGGCCUGCAACCUCCACUGGCCUCAUCCAGCCUGGUCUGCUGUCUUUGUGGUCUACACCUUUCUCCUGGGCUUCCUCCUUCCUGUCCUGGCCAUUGGCCUCUGUUAUCUGCUUAUUGUGGGCAAGAUGCGAGCAGUGGCCCUCAGGGCUGGCUGGCAGCAGAGGCGCCGAUCAGAGAAGAAGAUCACCAGACUGGUGCUCAUGGUGGUAGCUGUCUUUGUGCUUUGCUGGAUGCCCUUUUAUGUGGUACAGCUGCUGAACCUCUUCAUGCCCAGCCUGGAUGCCACUGCUAAUCAUGUGUCCCUCAUCCUCAGCUAUGCCAAUAGCUGUGCAAAUCCCAUUCUAUAUGGCUUCCUCUCAGACAACUUCCGACGUUCAUUCCAGAGGGUGCUCUGCCUUCGUUGUUGUCUCCUAGAUGCUGCUUCCGCUGCUGAGGAAGAACCUUUGGACUACUAUGCUACAGCCCUCAAGAGCAAAACGGGUGGGUGCAUGUGCCCCAGUCUGCCCUGCCAGCAGGAACCUGUACACCCAGAACCCUGUGGCAAGCAUGGCACCCUUACGAAGACCACCACCUUCUAA
Molecule: messenger RNA, 1188 nt
Organism: Vombatus ursinus (common wombat)
Lineage: Eukaryota; Metazoa; Chordata; Mammalia; Diprotodontia; Vombatidae
Gene: SSTR4
Product: somatostatin receptor 4
Exons: 1
Coding region: 1-1188 (395 amino acids)
Biological process (GO): cellular response to glucocorticoid stimulus; neuropeptide signaling pathway
Cellular component (GO): membrane; neuron projection
Molecular function (GO): somatostatin receptor activity; neuropeptide binding
Source: RefSeq, a predicted model, not a curated record